This is a messenger RNA of Caenorhabditis bovis, 378 nucleotides long. Lineage: Eukaryota; Metazoa; Nematoda; Chromadorea; Rhabditida; Rhabditidae. The record is from the annotation of a GenBank genome assembly.
AUGAAGGCCCAGGGAUCUGAAACCUCUUUCUACCCACCAAAGAAGGUUCCGAAAGGGACGGAAAUUUGUCAUGAUGGACUGCCUUUCGGCGCUUUCUACAAAAAUAUGCUCAAAAGGGUCUACAUUUGGACAGUCGUGCUCGCCCUCAUCGUUAUGAUUGUUGCGGCUGAAGACGGCCAACAACAAGCGCCCGAAAAACGACCAGCUCUUCUUUCGCGAUACGGCCGUGCUGUACUCCCACGUUAUGGAAAGCGGUCAUCAAUGCCUGUUCCUGCCGACAUGACCGAUUACAACGAUGAAAUGUUCUGCCAAACCAUCGAGGGAAAACUUUUCUGUGUGCCGCUCAAUGCUCUCAAAACCCGACCGUUCUCUUAUUAA